UGCCUUCACCAACGCAGAUUGUAGUAACAUCUGAAAAUUUCAAAACUUUCUUGCAUUGGCAGUACCCACCUAUGUCUGAAACUCCUCAUUUUAUUGUGGAAGUCAAACCUUACAACAUAGGUUACUAUAAGGUCGUCUCAACUUGUGUGAACAUUUCAGCUCGUUUUUGUGAUCUCUCAAGGGAAAUACAUGAUCCUUUUGUCUCUCACUGGCUUCGAAUUAAAGCUGUUGUUGGGUCACAGCAGUCUGAGUAUGUUGAGACAAAUGAGUUUAUUUUGCAAAAGCAUGGAAAAAUAGGACCACCAAAACUGAAUCUCUCCAGGCACAGUGAUGAAAUCAUGGUUGAUAUUUACCAUCCUGCAUUCCCAUCUGUGGAGUUUCUUCCUUGGGUCAGAGAUGUUUAUUCAGAGCUCACGUACUUGGUGACUUUUUGGGAUAUUAAUAAUCGGAGUAAAGAAGAGUUCUCUGAAGAAAACUGUACCUUGUAUAAAUGUAGCCUCAAGAUCCCAGUUCCUGCUGAAGGUUCCACUUACUGUGUUUCAGCAAAGGGAAGUUUAUAUGACGAUCUGAUGAUUGGUGCCCCAUCUGAAGAAAGCUGCAUUCAUGUUCCUCUCAGGCAGACAUUGAGCACACAAGAUGUCAUCAUUUUGUGUGGUGUUAUUCUGAGCAUGAGUCUAAUUCUGACAGUAUGUUGUGGCUGCAAGAAACUAAGGAAGAAGAACAUAAAGCUGCCUAAGUCUUUGGUCAGUGUGAUAAGAAACCUGAACACAGACAGCAUUCUAGAAUCAAAGUCGGAGACAAAAUACGUAUCUGUAAUAAGCAUCAUGCCAGGCCAGUCAGCAACUGAUGAAGUAACGUCACUGGAGGUAGAGCCAAAGGAAGAAACUGUUAGUCCUGAGAAUUCCAGUGAAGGAGCAUCUUCUGUUCCUCCCCCAGAGGCACCGGCCAAAGCAGAAGAGGUGUCUGUGCAGGAGUGCACAGAGGAGGUAUCUUCUGAUAAUGAACAGAAUCGCAAAGUAAAAGAGAGUUAUUUCACUUCUGACAGUAGCCGAACGGAUACAUGCAGUAACUCUUCAGGCCCAGAGGUUUCUGCCACAAAAAUACAACCAACAGCCAUUCCAAGCAGCUGUCUCAAGUUUUCUGGCUAUGACAAGCCUCAUGUGCCAUUAGAUAUGCUGAUAGAUGUUGGCGAAGAACAGCCUGUCAUUGCUUACAGGCCAACUGACUAA
This is a messenger RNA of Pelecanus crispus (Dalmatian pelican), 1229 nucleotides long. It is a transcript of the gene IFNGR1, whose product is annotated as interferon gamma receptor 1. The record is from RefSeq and is a predicted model, not a curated record. Gene Ontology annotation, molecular function: cytokine receptor activity; cytokine binding. NCBI's taxonomy places the organism in Eukaryota, Metazoa, Chordata, Aves, Pelecaniformes, Pelecanidae. Gene Ontology annotation, cellular component: plasma membrane. Gene Ontology annotation, biological process: cytokine-mediated signaling pathway.